AUGUACAAGAUGCUGUAUAAUACCAAACGUGUUACAGGUACACCUCCUUGGUCAGGAACAUACCCAGCUGAUAACUGUAAAAUUGAAGUCAAAUUGAGACAGGGCUAUGAAGAACUGGAAAAACAGCUGAAAGCAAUCUUUAAGGAAAGGAGCAACAUACUUCAUCAGCUAUUAAAGAAUUCUAAAGAACUUCAGGGGAUUAAAGURAACCUCCAGUCUUUAAAAAAUGACGAAGCAUCAACCAAAAACGAUAUGCAGAAACUUCUGGAGCUGGGCCAAAAGCAAAGGGAAGAAAUGAAAUCUCUCCAGGAAGCCUUUCAAAAACAACUUAAUGAGGCAGCUGAGAAAGCAGAGAAGCAGCAGGCUACCAUUAACUUUUUGAAGACUGAAAUGGAAAGGAAGAGCAAAAUGAUCCGAGACCUCCAGAAUGAGAACAAAAGCCUCAAGAACAAGCUCCUGUCAGGAAACAAGCUUUGUGGUAUUCAUGCAGAAGAGUCRAAAAAGAUCCAAGCCCAGCUGAAAGAGCUUCGUUAUGGGAAAAAGGAUUUGAUUUUUAAGGCACAGCAGCUGACAGAUCUGGAGCAAAAGCUGGCAGUGGCAAAAGAGGGGUUGGAAAAAGCAGCCCUUGACAAA
Molecule: messenger RNA, 633 nt
Organism: Malurus melanocephalus (red-backed fairy wren)
Lineage: Eukaryota; Metazoa; Chordata; Aves; Passeriformes; Maluridae
Gene: LUZP2
Product: leucine zipper protein 2
Exons: 8
Source: RefSeq, a predicted model, not a curated record